AAUUAAAUGAGCUACUCUUAAGAGUUCUCACCAUUGUCAAUAAAGGAGGAAAUGUAUUUUUAAAAUGAAACUGAAUCAAUAUCAUUAGAAUAAUAAUUACAAAUUGCAAAUGAAAAAGUUAAUUAACUAAUGCAGUAUUAGCAAUAAUUAAGGUAUUUUGUACAUAACUAUCUGAGUGAAGAACUAGAGCACUUGCAUUAUAAAUAUAAUGAGGCUUAGUAGGAAAAUUAAAUCCUAAGUAGUAAACAUAGAUAAGACCCUGAUGAAAUAAAGUUUCUGAAUUGUGUUCUCGAUAUGGUGAGAGUUUGUCAUCCAUCUGAUAAAUAAAUAACUCUAAAAUAUGCAUGGAAAUGGUUAAAAUAUGUUGUUGAUGAUUAUAUUGAAUUAAGAAAGCGAAAUAAAUGCGCGAAUUCUUAAUGCAAUGUUUUCAAUAAUCCUAAAAAAGAUUCUAUAGUUGUAGGAGAUUUGUUAAGAAAAAACUGUUAAGUAGCCGAGAGCUAAUAUUUAAAGCAUUCUAAAUUACACAAUUGA
Molecule: messenger RNA, 531 nt
Organism: Paramecium sonneborni
Lineage: Eukaryota; Ciliophora; Oligohymenophorea; Peniculida; Parameciidae
Source: the annotation of a GenBank genome assembly